Ylistrum balloti is the source of this 282-nucleotide messenger RNA. RefSeq lists its product as uncharacterized. Lineage: Eukaryota; Metazoa; Mollusca; Bivalvia; Pectinida; Pectinidae. The transcript has 4 exons. Bases 1 to 282 code for a protein of 93 amino acids. The record is from RefSeq and is a predicted model, not a curated record.
AUGAACACUAUUACCACUGCAAUGAACACUAUUACCACUGUAAUAAACAAUAUUACCACUGCAAUAAACACUAUUACCACUGUAAUAAACAAUAUUACCACUGUAAUGAACACUAUUACCACUGCAAUGAACACUAUUACCACUAUGAACACUAUUACCACUGUAAUGAACAAUAUUACCACUGCAAUGAACACUAUUACCACUACUAUUACCAUUCUAAUGAACAAUAUUACCACUGCAAUGAACACUAUUACCACUGAAGAGUUUUCUAAGACAAAAUAG